UAUCUCUCUCUCUCUCUCUCUCUCUCUCUCUUUCUCUCUGAUCCUGCGUGUUUUACCGACGCCUGUCCCGCUGCCGCGCGCUCAUCACCGGAGCCGAGCGGAAGAAAGACUCGAGUCGUCCGUGAUCUCCUCAAUCAGGAAAUAGCGUUCAGACGCGCCACAGCCGUCGCUUCGUGGAGCCGCUCUCUCCGUUAAACCGAUUUUUUACCAAGUAGAAAACUUUUUUUGUGUUCGGGGAGGAGAGAUGCGGUCGGUAAACAGCCUGGCCGAACCGUAAACCCGCGAACAGAGCGUUAAACCCAGCGGACAGAACCGGAGAAGCGAGAGACAUCCCUCAUCACGGUCCGCUGUUUCUGACCGACAGACGGCACACAGACUACUGAAGAUGCUGGAGUGGGUGAGUGAAGUCUUCUGGCAGGAGCGUCUGUGGUUCCCCGAGGGUUUGGGAUGGGCUGAUCUGGAGGACCGUGAUGGCCGGGUCUACGCCAAGGCGCGGGAUCUGUGGGUGGCGCUGCCAAUCGCCGUCCUGUUUCUCGCAAUUCGACAGGUCUUCGAGAGAUAUGUGGCUACACCACUAGCCUCUCUGCUGGGCUUGAAGGAAACAACGAGACGACAAGUUACACGUAACCUCACACUGGAGUCCUACUAUUGCAACACAACUAAAAACCCCAGUCAGAGCUCAGUGGAGAAGCUGUGCCUGCAGACGGGAUGGACGGAGCGCCAGGUCCAGCGCUGGUUCAGACGCCGCAGGAAUCAGGACAGACCCAACCUGCUCAAGAAGUUUCGUGAGGCCAGCUGGAGGUUUGCCUUUUACCUCCUCGCCUUCAUCGGUGGUCUUGUUGCUCUAAUAGAUAAACCCUGGCUGUAUGAUCUGGAGGAGAUGUGGAAGGGCUUCCCUACUCUGACGCUCCUGUCGUCUCAGUACUGGUACUACAUGCUGGAGCUGGGCUUCUACACCUCUCUCCUCUUCAGCGUGGCGUCUGAUGUCAAGCGUAAGGACUUCAAGGAGCAGAUCAUUCAUCACGUGGCCACCAUCAUGCUCAUCAGCUUCUCCUGGUGUGUUAAUUACAUCCGAGCGGGAACGCUCAUCAUGUUCAUGCAUGACUCGGCCGACUACCUGCUGGAGUCAGCUAAGAUGUUUAACUACGCCAGGUGGAAGAACGCAUGCAACUACAUCUUCAUCCUGUUUGCUGCGAUCUUCAUCGUCACGCGCCUCAUCAUCUUCCCUUUCCGGAUCAUGUAUUGUACAUGGGUGUAUCCCGUGACCCUGUACCCUCCGUUCUUCGGAUACUACUUCUUUAACGGGCUGCUGAUGGUCUUGCUGUGUCUGCACAUCUUCUGGGCCGCGCUGAUCAUUCGCCUGGCCUUCCGCUUCCUGAGCAGUAACUCGUCGGUAGAAGACGAGAGGUCCGAUCGAGAGGAGACGGACGAGUCAGAGGAAGAAGAACACAUGAAAAACGGAGAGAUAAAGAAGACCAGGCCAGCUCAGAACGGCCACGCUACGUACAACAACAACCACUCUAAGAAAACAGAGUGACGUCGAGAGAGGAGACACGUUCAGAGACCUAGAGAUUCUUCCUCUGCUGAAGCAGAACAGAGACGGGAGAAGAACGGGAUCAAGUGCUGUCUACACUACAGACCAACACACACACACACACACACACACACACACGCAGGGAGCAGUGCUGCCUUCAUUAACACACGCUUACAGGAGCAGAUCACCUAAAAAUCAGCCUCAUUUCCUGGCGCUGUUCCAAACGUCUAGUUAUUUAUAGCAGAAUGUCCAAAGCAGCUCUUCCCGUACGAUAUAAAUCAAUACCGAGCACGGCGGUCACGCUUCCAGUCUCAUAUGGACUGCUUUCAUGCUUCGUUGUGCUUCCUAGCGCCGGAAACCCUGCUUUCACUGAAUGGAGACAGCCGUGGAACACAAGAAAAACACAAUUCAGAGAAAAUGUCCGAACUGUGAGACAUAAACACCAAGAUAGGUCUUUUAAACGUGCGUGGGUUUCUCUCUCGAUUCCCGAUAUUCUGGUUGCCUUUUUUGUUUCUACAUUCUGCGGCAAAGCAGUGGAAAGCAGAUCAGAUAUGAAGCCAAACCUGCUCCUAAAAAGGCCUUACGAGUAAAUGAUGACAGAUUUAGGUGAUCUGUGCCUUCUAACAGUGCCUUCCUUAGCCAUUCUUUGCUCUUUUUCAUGCCUUGUUUUUCGUUUUUAAUUGAAAAAACUGCUCUCUUUCCAGAGUAUACCCAUCCAUCCUAUAAUGAAUGCAGAACACAUCUGAUACCAAGUGGACCGGUUUGGUCUCAGUGCGGGUCACAGCCAUGUCUCACAGAAUCACUUUCAGGUUUCUGAACGCAUCGGCUGCAAGCGAAGUCUUUCGCUUAUUCAUAUGACUGGAUUUAACCCACACAUUGGGUUUCGCUCACGGCAUCGGUCACCAAACACUGGUUGUGUGUGAUGAGUAUGAACCCCAGAAGUAACUGAGCGCACCUUUAAACGAGGCCAGACACGACUAGCUUCUUAACAAACCACCCAUUCACUGCCAGUCUUUUGAUGUUAAAGCCGAACAAACACGCACGGGCCAGUUGCAGCUCGUCCGCUGAUUCUGAACACUCUCGAGCUGCCUGCCAAAGAUUGAAUGAAUGUCGAUGUGCUGCUGAAGACGUCUCGAUCUUCUCUGUGGCCAGUUUCCUGUUCAGACGCUCGGACUCAGCUGCUUGGUCUGAAUCAUUCCUCCCGUCGCUCUCCUCUGGACUUCGUUUCAGACGCAGUCGAGUCGAUUACAGUGUUACCUUUAUUUUGUAUUUUCCUGUGUUUUGUAAUAUGAUGAUAUUAUGGAGGAUGUUAACAAUAAAAUACUGAAUGUAAGCCA
Messenger RNA from Puntigrus tetrazona (Sumatra barb), 2871 nucleotides. RefSeq names its product ceramide synthase 2b (gene cers2b). Bases 386 to 1537 code for a protein of 383 amino acids. Lineage: Eukaryota; Metazoa; Chordata; Actinopteri; Cypriniformes; Cyprinidae. Gene Ontology annotation, biological process: ceramide biosynthetic process. The transcript is spliced from 11 exons. Gene Ontology annotation, cellular component: membrane. The record is from RefSeq and is a predicted model, not a curated record. Gene Ontology annotation, molecular function: sphingosine N-acyltransferase activity; DNA binding.